AUGGCCUCUCUCACCGCGUUGGCCGUUUCCCCCCAACAGGAGGAGCAAGGCAGAAGUCGCUCCUCUCUCGCGACUUCACGGCGUCCAAGGUCGCCUCGAGGGAGCCUCGUGCAGCCGUGCGCGAGCCUUCUUCUUUGCUUCCUCGUCCUCUCCCUCAACCUUGUCGCUGCCCAAGGGACAAACACAGAGGAACCCGCCGAGCCGACUUUCAAAUACGUGACAUCUACCAUGCUCUCUCAGUUUAUCGUCGUCUUCCUCAUCGCCGUCACUGCCAUCAUUGGUCUCUCCUGUCUCUCCAACAUUGACGUUCCGGAGAUCUACUCGAAUCGCUCUCUAGAUAUCAACAAAGAAUACUAA
This is a messenger RNA of Neospora caninum, 357 nucleotides long. RefSeq lists its product as hypothetical. NCBI's taxonomy places the organism in Eukaryota, Apicomplexa, Conoidasida, Eucoccidiorida, Sarcocystidae. The record is from RefSeq and is a predicted model, not a curated record. The coding region runs from base 1 to 357 and encodes 118 amino acids. The transcript has 2 exons.